Cololabis saira (Pacific saury) is the source of this 6102-nucleotide messenger RNA. RefSeq names its product solute carrier family 45 member 3 (gene slc45a3). Lineage: Eukaryota; Metazoa; Chordata; Actinopteri; Beloniformes; Belonidae. Gene Ontology annotation, cellular component: membrane. Gene Ontology annotation, molecular function: sucrose:proton symporter activity. The transcript has 6 exons. The record is from RefSeq and is a predicted model, not a curated record. Gene Ontology annotation, biological process: transmembrane transport. The coding region runs from base 294 to 2009 and encodes 571 amino acids.
GAGAAGUUGAGCAACAGCGGUACGUCGGCAGGGUGCUUUAUUUCAGGGAUUUCUCCGGGCACUGCAUAAUUUAAGAUCCAGAAUGCAGAGAAGAGAAUGAAUCCUCCAGGUCAUCUGAGACUUCCAAGUGUCUUUGCCGCUGUCCUGCCCCGACAGCCUCUGUGUCUCAGUGGGGCACGAUCUGCCUCCCAGUGCUGCCCCCCUCCUUGUCCUGGUCUGGAUCCCUCCCCUCUCCCCAGCCCUCAGUAGUGGCCAACCCAUAGGAGAGGAAAGGCGAGCCAGCCCCUGUAAAUAUGCCUGGAUGGAGGUCUCAGUGGCGUCUCGUCCUGCUGAACUCCCUGACCUGUGGCCUGGAGAUCUGUGUGGCAGCUGGGAUCACGUACGUGCCCCCACUGCUGCUGGAAGCUGGAGUAGAGGAGCGCUACAUGACCAUGGUGCUAGGUAUUGGUCCGGUUCUUGGCCUGCUGUUCAUCCCUCUGAUUGGCUCAGCCAGUGACCACUGCAACAGCACUUACGGCAGACGGCGGCCUUUCAUCUGGCUGUUUUCCCUGGGAGUCCUCCUGGCACUUUUUAUCAUCCCCCAUGCUGAUAUCCUGGCCAGAUAUUUUGCUUGGGGGGGACAGACUCUCCAGGUGACCUUCCUUAUCGUUGGUGUAGGGCUCCUUGACUUUUGUGGACAGGUGUGCUUCACGCCGUUGGAGGCUCUUUUGUCGGACCUGUACCGAGACGAGGAGGACUGUGGGCAAGCCUUCGCCAUGUUCUCUUUCAUGGUCAGCUUGGGAGGCUGCGUGGGUUAUUUGUUACCGGCGCUGGACUGGAGUCGUGGCUUUCUCUCUGUUUACCUCGGAGGCCAGGCCGAGUGCCUCUUUUUUCUCCUCAUCCUCAUCUUCGUCCCCAGUGUGCUCAUUACCAUGAAGGUGUCUGAGGAACCCUCACAUGUGAGCGGCAGCUUGGCAGAAUCAGGAUCUUUACUGGAAUCAGGGACUGGUGCAAUGGCGGCCGGCUGGUAUGGCUUGCCACGCUCCUGCUGCUACCUGCUUAAGUGCAAGCUGACGCCGCUCAAGGCGGUACCGCUACUCUGUUUACUGAGAACAUGCUGUUCCAUGACUCCGGCCAUCUUCAGGAGCUACUGCCACGUCCCGCGGGUGAUGAGGCAGCUGUGCCUGGCUCAGCUUUGCAGCUGGAUGGCCGUCAUGUCUUUUAUGCUUUUUUACACAGACUUUGUGGGAGAAGGACUGUAUGAGGGCGUACCCAGUGCAUUACCAGGAAGUGUGUCCAGACAAAGAUACAAUGAAGGAAUCCGUAUGGGCAGUCUGGGCCUGUUUCUGCAGUGUGCUACCUCAACCUUCUUCUCCCUGGUUAUGAGCCGUCUGGUUUGCCGAUUUGGGUCACGACGGGUCUAUAUAAGCAGCAUGUUGACCUUCACGAUCUCAGCUCUGGUCAUCUGCAUGUCCAAAAGUGUUGUUCUGGUCACUGCGAUGGCAGGGCUCACUGGCUACGCUUAUGCAACGCUGCAGACCCUGCCUUACACACUCACCUGCCAUUACCACAAGGAGAAAGAGAUAUACAUGCCAAAAAAGAUAACCAAAAGCUUACAUAAAAAUGGUGUAACCGGCACGCAGGAUUCUGGUCAUUUGACUUCUGUGGAGGGGGGGGAGGGCACUUUGAACCAUAAAACGGGCUCUCCUCAUUGGAAUACCCACUUCAGCCAGGACGGUUACGAAUACUAUCCCGUCCCACAAAACCAGAAUGGCUCGUCUCACUGUUCCAGUGCGGCUGACCCGGACAAGGCCGAGUUGGGAUUUGAGAAACGUGGUGUGGGCUUGGACUUUGCUAUCUUAGACAGCACCUUUCUCCUCUCUCAGGUUAUCCCCACCCUCUUCAUGGGGAUGAUUGUUCAGUUCGCACAGUCUGUUACUGCCUAUAUUGCCUGCUCUGCCAUCUUUGGCACCGUUGCCAUCUACCUUGCCAGCCACAUUGUCUUUGACCAAAAAGACCUCAGAAGCUAAGACUCGAUGGGAAAGUGAGUGAGGGAAUCAGUCAUUCAGGUUCCGUGGAUGCAACUUGACCGCACUUAUGCCAGAAUGCCUUGUGCUUGUACAGUCAACGUAAGUGUGGCAGGCUGUGAGGAAAAAGCUUUAGAAAGGAAAAGGUCACAGAAGCUGAGUGAUUUGCGAUUGUCAUGCUACAGCGGAAACUGUCACCUGCAAGCUACAGAGUCGAUCCCAACCCCGUGCACAGUUUAAGCUGUAGAACACUAUGCUGAAAGCUGACAUUUUGCUAAAAAAUAUCUGUUUGUGACAUGAUUUCUGUUGUUCUUCUUGCUCAGGUACAAUGAAACAGAUUUACUGUAGAAUUCAUUCACCUCAAACACAGGGCUUCUAAUCUUUUUAAUCGUUUCUAAAAGUUUUGUUAAAAAGAGGUCUUGACACAGUUUUGAAACAUUUUAAAUCAUUUUUGCUUUUAUCUGCAACAUCAUUAAGGUACCAUGGAGACUGCCCACCAUUUUUCUUUAACUUUUUUUCUUUAAAAAAAAAGACCUCGUAUAAGAUCAUCUCCUUUCCAUAGAUAUCCUCAAUCAUAUUUAGGGAGGCACAAAGAAAUCGGUCAAAAUAUCUAACCUUUUCAUUACAGCACUAACACUCAACAAAAGUCAUCUCAGGGCAGUUACAGAAAGAGCAAACGAGUUCAGUGCAAUCCAAUUCAGCCCAAUUAUAAUCCGAUUAUAUUCCAGAAAAAUCCAGUUUAUUGUAACCCAUUUAAAAUCUAAUUCAAUUCAGUUCAACCCAAUCCAUUAUAUUAAUAUGCAUACAAUGCCAAUUCAUUAAAAAGGCCACCCCAGCUUAAGAAACCAACAGAUUGCGUUGAAACUUCAUUUCAAUUCAACCCCCCAAGAAUUAGGAAAGCGAGGCACGUCAGUCAUCUGUGGAAACUAGAUUCAGGAAGGGAAACGCUCUGCUUUUACUAGCUGGGAGCUGAGAGGACAGGACAAAGAUUCAAAUAAAUAUAAGUGCAAUUAAUCCAGGGAUACCUGCAAUGAGACAAAUUAAAAGAAAUAAAAUAAAUCAAAGUAAACGCAAAGUUAAUUGCAGCAAUAAUGAAAGACAGCAAUUAUACAAGAAGCGUAAAGUCAUGGGAGGUAUUUGAACAGCCUAGGCCAUAAAAUAAAUAAAUAAAUCUUGUGUUGUUCUUUAAUUGCCCUCCAGGGUUGGAAUUUUAAAUUGCAAACAUUUAAUUGACUGCACUAUAAAUUGGCGCCCCACAAAGAAACAUGGCUCUUAAGGGAUUGAUAUGUAAGGAGAAGAAUUUUCAAUUAUGUCAGGGAUUUCAUCUGCCUUCCUGUAUAGGUGUGGCUGACUUAUCAUCUGCAUACCAAUGGAAAAUGAUGCUGUUCAGUCUAAUAAUUUGGCAGCAUAUUUAAGUGAAGUGUAUUGGUCCAAACUCUUUAAAUAGAUCAUUUAUAAACAAAUAAUCCCCUCAGGCAUGCAGCAUAGACAAUUGAUCUAAAUUCAAAGUAGAAUAGAAUUAAGCUGGUAUAGAUGAUGAUUGUGAAUCAAUGAAAACUUCCUUGUACAUUCUUGUUUAGAAUUCAUCUAAAUCAGUUUAAUAACUUGGUGAUUUACAUGAAGCUAUUGUUGAAGCUUGUUCCCAGAACUUACUAGGACAGAGACGCAAAGCAGCUCCACUUGAUGACACAAGAGAAGCAGAAGCAGGAAUACUCAUGAUUCUCUCUAUAAUAGAAAAUAUUGUUUUGGGAAGAAGCUCAUAAAGUCAUAACUACCUAGAGUUAAAGAAAUACCAGGAUGUUUAGAGUUAUGGGAAGUAUUCUUGUUUUUUAUUCACGUUGGUGAAAAUACCACUUCCAUAACAGCUUUUUCAAAGUCUGCUUUAAUAUAUACAAAGCUGUGAAUUAAACAAAGGUGCCAGCCUUUUCUGACCAAUUAUCUUCUUUUUCAAAGGAGCAGCAUUGUCAAGUUCUAACAAGUCAAUGUUGUCUUGUUAGCACUGUCAAGACAAUCAAAUGUGCUGGAGUUAAACCCACAUGGCUCCCCUCCACUGCAUUGGCACGGAGCACUGAAGAAAAAGCUAAAACCUGUCUUUAAAUUUUGUUGCACCAUCUGUUGACUUGCACCUACUAUAAUGAAAUUUCUCACUCACAGAUGUGGCAUAGACAGUUGAUCUACAAUUUAUAUAUAAAUAUACAUCGAUAAGACGAAGAAACUGAGUUAAUCUCAAUUUAACGAGGAAAGAAGUUGCAGUCUUAUGGAAUUAAUGGCAAUAUUCAGGUUAAUAUUUUCACAAAUGUUUAUAAAUUAAGCUGUAUUUUACUAUUACUUUAGCAUUUCCCCAAUUAAAGUAAUUUAGUAUCAAACAGAUUUACUGAAACUAUAUGAUAUUCAAUUUGACUUUAUCAAUCCCUAUGGGAAUUUUUUUAUGCAACCUGCUGAGGGGAAGUUGUCAAGUGGUGUGAUUUAAGAAAGAAGCUGUUUAAUUAAACUGGAAUACUGCAUCAUAUCAUCUCUUAAGAUUAUCUUUAUCUCUGUAGAGUAAUCUUCUACAGUGUACCUGCUCAUCUGGUCACAUGCCUCUCACCUGGAACAUUAUUUCAGUGUCUUGCAUAGUAAAAAUGUGGAAUGAUAUGUUCUGGAUACACACUUCAUAGCAAUCUUUCUUGGAAAAAUCCACCCCAAAAAAGUCUUGCAGUAAGGGAGUGCUGUCUUUCCCUUUUUCAUGAACCUUGGUCUUUCAGUUUAUACUCAAAUGACAAUCUCUGACAUCCAGAUGGGUUUGUUAUAUAAUGCUGGUGGUAAGUGAUAAACACGUUGAGGGAUGUGUUAGGGAUAUCUACUUUAUAGGAACCAUUCUCGAAAAAUGCCAAAAAAAACCACCUGUCCUGCAGUAAGGCAGACAAUUGUUUUAUCGUGGGUGUGGGUACUAUACCGUAUAGGGAGGGUUAAAGGAUGCAUGCAUGCAUAUAUAUGUGUGUGUGUACAUACAUACAUACAUACAUACAUACAUACAUACAUACAUACAUACAUACAUACAUACAUACAUACAUACAUACAUUUAGUGUCACUGUAAGAUGAUGCAGCCAUUAUUAUGACACAAGAAAGUUGUCUUUUUUUCUUUUCUUUUCGUGUUCAGUCCUGCUGGUUUGAUCUUUCACAGGGCAUUUGAAACUUGGCUCAGCAGAUACAAAUGAUCCUGGCUGGAGUUGUACUCAGCGUGGAAGAGGACAGGAUUUGUCGUGUCAUGCUGAUGUUACUGCAGAGCAGCCAGUUUAUCAUGUUCACCCUGAAAUGAAAUGGAAAAUAUUGUCUGUCAGCAGCUGCAGUGUCAGAAAAAAAAAAUUUUCUAAGUGCCUGUGUAUUUUUCAUCCAUCUUUUGUAAAUAUGUAUUAAUUUAUUUUCUUUUUACUACAAAAUGGUCUGUGUUAAAAAUAUUGGACUCUGUGAAGGCUGUUUCUGUGAAAAAGAUAACUUAUUUGUAUAGAAUUGCUAUAGAAGCAUCCCCAAUGCUAUAAUUUAUUUCAACAAUUUUCACUUUAUCCCACAGUUCUGGUAACACCAAGGAGCAUAUCACCAUUAUCAAAACAGUGUCAGAUAAAACUGAAGAUUUCACUGGAAGUACAGUGUUUCUGAGCUGAAAACACUUAUUGCAUACUGAGGUGUAUUUUUAUUUAAAUCCAAAUACAAAUAAGUUAUUUUGUCAUUUCUUCUUUAUCUGUAUUUUUGUAACCACUUCUUAUCUCUAAUCAAAGGGUUUAUUAUAUUUUAUAAAGCAUAAAGACCACAAAUAUCAUAUACUGGUUGGGUGGAAGUGUUUUUUCACUCUUUUUUUUUUCCUGGACUCCAAUGUCCUGUUGCUAAUAAAAUAAAGUGCCAUUGGUCAGACUGUGGAGGCCAGAAGAUGUGUUUUAAUAUGUUUAAAUUUUUUGACAACAUUUCUGUUGCUUUUGUCAUUGUCUAAAUACUGAAAAACAAUUGUCAUGGCUGAAUGAAUUAAGAUUUGUUUAGCCAUGACAAUUGUUUUUCCUCUUCAUUAUAAAUCUAUCAGAUGGUGUAUAAGUAUGCAGUUACCAAACAGAUUUUAUACAAAAUA